Molecule: messenger RNA, 249 nt
Organism: Linum tenue
Lineage: Eukaryota; Viridiplantae; Streptophyta; Magnoliopsida; Malpighiales; Linaceae
Source: the annotation of a GenBank genome assembly
AUGAGGAUCGAGGAGAAUAGGGCAAGGGGAGGAAGGCCGCGUGUCGAAGGCGCAACUUCUCUCUUCUACGACCAUACCAGCUCGCCUCGCUACGACUGGCUGCUCCCUGGCUGGGUUGUCGAAGAACGAACCAUGCCCACCGGCAGAGUUUAUCGAAUUUACUAUGAUCCAUUUGGCAGGGCUUAUGCAACCAAAAGCGAAGUGAUUCUGGCGUGGGAGCAAGCUGGUCUGCAUGUCGUGAAUCCUUAG